Merops nubicus (carmine bee-eater) is the source of this 1953-nucleotide messenger RNA. RefSeq names its product regulator of G-protein signaling 7 (gene RGS7). The transcript is spliced from 15 exons. The record is from RefSeq and is a predicted model, not a curated record. NCBI's taxonomy places the organism in Eukaryota, Metazoa, Chordata, Aves, Coraciiformes, Meropidae. Gene Ontology annotation, biological process: regulation of G protein-coupled receptor signaling pathway; intracellular signal transduction; G protein-coupled receptor signaling pathway. The coding region runs from base 1 to 1281 and encodes 426 amino acids.
AUGCCUUUUGUUUUGUUCCUAGGUUCAGACAUUGUUCAAUGGUUAACAAAGAACUUGUCAAUAGAAGACCCAGUGGAAGCUCUACAUUUGGGAACACUGAUGGCAGCACAUGGCUAUUUCUUUCCAAUCUCAGACCAUGUUCUAACACUAAAGGAUGAUGGCACCUUUUAUCGAUUCCAGACACCCUAUUUUUGGCCAUCAAAUUGUUGGGAGCCGGAAAACACAGACUAUGCCGUUUACCUGUGUAAGAGGACAAUGCAAAACAAAGCAAGGCUAGAGCUAGCAGACUAUGAAGCUGAGAGUUUGGCCAGGCUACAGCGAGCAUUUGCUCGGAAAUGGGAGUUUAUAUUUAUGCAAGCUGAAGCACAAGCAAAAGUCGACAAGAAGAGAGACAAGAUAGAGAGGAAGAUUCUUGACAGCCAGGAGCGAGCAUUCUGGGAUGUGCACCGACCGGUGCCUGGAUGCGUAAACACUACAGAAGUGGAUAUAAAAAAGUCUUCAAGAAUGCGAAAUCCACAUAAAACAAGAAAGUCUGUCUAUGGCUUACAAAAUGACAUUCGAAGUCACAGCCCUACCCACACACCAGUACCAGAGACUAAGCCACCCACAGAAGAUGAACUACACCAAGAGAUUAAGCACUGGCAAAUGCAAUUAGACAGACAUAGAUUAAAAAUGUCAAAAGUUGCAGAGAGUCUAUUAGCUUAUACAGAGCAGUACUUGGAAUAUGAUCCUUUCCUUGUGCCCCCUGAUCCCUCAAACCCUUGGAUAUCAGAUGACACCACUUUCUGGGAACUGGAGGCAAGCAAAGAGCCAGGACAGCAGAGGGUGAAACGAUGGGGGUUUGGCAUGGAUGAAGCUUUGAAAGACCCCGUUGGAAGAGAGCAGUUUCUCAAAUUUCUGGAGUCAGAAUUCAGUUCAGAAAAUUUAAGGUUCUGGUUAGCAGUAGAAGACCUGAAGAAGAGGCCUAUCCGUGAAGUUCCUGCUCGCGUCCAGGAAAUCUGGCAAGAAUUUCUUGCUCCAGGGGCACCCAGCGCUAUCAAUCUAGAUUCAAAAAGUUACGACAAAACCACGCAGAAUGUAAAGGACCCUGGCAGAUACACAUUUGAAGAUGCUCAGGAGCACAUUUACAAACUGAUGAAAAGUGAUUCUUAUCCUCGUUUUAUACGAUCCAGUGCCUACCAGGAGCUGCUACAGGCCAAGAAAAAGGGCAGAAACAUCCCUAUUUUCCCAUGCCAUAAAAACUGUACACCAACACUGAGAGCGAGCACUAACCUGUUAUGAAAAGAGGGGAAAUCGCUCACAUCAAAGAGGUUAACCAGUCUAGUGCAGUCCUACUAAAAGGAUCACCUUGUAGCAUGGAAGCAGACUCAAAUCAUUAUACAUACUUUGUAGCUCACUGAUUGCCUGACUCAGAGGACAGUAGAACAAGAUGUUGCAUGAGCAAGGACCUGACUUGUUUUCUUUUGUGUAUACUAAGGCAUUACAGACUCCGAGGGACUCUCUAGCCUUUCGAUGCCUCCAUUUCGAAAACUGUCUGCUCACUUCCUCCUUCAUAUCAAGCUGGAUCUGUGUCUUUUUAUUUUCUGCAAGCUCAAGUACAGUGAAAAAAAAGCUUCUGCUAGGCACAGUUUAUUAAAAAAAAAUACGUCAAUCAAAAACUGGAAGAAAUGUAAAAAAUGCAUAUAUUAAUAAAUAUACGUGUGGCAUCACAUUUAUUGCACAAUAAAUUAGCACAGAAGGUUUCAUUUCACUGAUGUAUUCACAUUGAGAAAGAAAGCCUGUGUCUUUGUCUGUUGUCUGUAUAUUCUCUGUUAAUGUUUCUUGCAUUUAUUUUUAUACCAUAUUUAAAAAAGAACACCUUUUACUCCAGAUGUAUUAAAGUUGAUCCUUUCUCUGUAAAUUUGUGUAUGUUUAUAUUGUUGUUUUAUCUUUCAUUAAAAGAUGCAGAAUCUC